CCGAAACCAAUAAACCGCUUUGGUUCAAGAGUCUUCCCUUGGGAACAGUUUAGACUUGAGAGCGCGGAGAAGUUGGAGACGGUGAAGAUGGCAGUGAGACAAAAAGCAAUGGCGACGUUGCCGAAACUGAUUCAAAGCAUGAGAAACGAAGUUACGAAGCAGCCCAGUCUUGUCUUACCAUCUCUCAGAAGAGCUUUCUCUCUCUACGAUCAGAUCAAUCUCAUCGAUAACGUUCCUGAGGAUCAGCUCCGAUUUCAGGAGUUUGAUGAGACGAGUUUCACUGUGAAUGGGGUUAAAUACGAAGGAAGCUUGCUCUGUGUUGGGAAUUUGCUAAUGUCAUGGAGCCCUCGUUACUUCUCCGACAUCACAACGGAUAGGUACCAGUACCACCUUCUCCCUUCUCUUCAGCUUACUUAUACAGGACUAGAGCUAGAGUUAAGAGAUUGCGUAAAGUUAUAAUCUUUUCAUUGUUCAUGACCCUCUCUAAUGAAUGUUUAGUUAAGUCCUUUUCAGCGAAAGUUGAAGUCUGUCUAGUGUGGCCUCUCUUGUACGUACUAGUAUCUGUUUGCUGUGUUUGAUCUAACUUUGUAAUAUCUAUCUACUCUUUCUACUUUGAAGUUAAUGUGUCAUUGCUAAACACUUUACAUGUCUAAUUCAUGGAUGCAGCUUGUCAAUCUUCCAGACGGUUCGACCAAUUCCAGAGCUCUUGAUUGUCGGGUGUGGAAGAUACAACCACCCACUGAAUCCCCAAGUCCGUCAGUUCGUAAAGUCAAUCGGCAUGAAGCUAGAAACUGUUGAUUCUAGAAAUGCUGCAUCAACUUACAACAUACUCAAUGAGGAAGGCAGGAUCGUGGCUGCUGCAUUGCUUCCUUAUGGAGUUACAUCGUAAGAAACUCAACACCUCUGGAAUACUGUAGAACAAACUUCGAACAGCUUGACUCGAUCUUUAUAGUUGAAACACCAACAUGGUCUUCUUGUCUACUGUAAAUGAUAUAUUUCACUCUAUUUGUAAAACUUUUGCAAAAAAAUCGAAAUUUACAGGAUUACCACC
Arabidopsis thaliana (thale cress) is the source of this 1051-nucleotide messenger RNA. Its product is annotated as NADH dehydrogenase ubiquinone 1 alpha subcomplex assembly factor-like protein (DUF498/DUF598). Gene Ontology annotation, biological process: mitochondrial respiratory chain complex I assembly. The transcript has 4 exons. The record is from RefSeq and is marked reviewed. Lineage: Eukaryota; Viridiplantae; Streptophyta; Magnoliopsida; Brassicales; Brassicaceae. Gene Ontology annotation, cellular component: mitochondrion. The coding region runs from base 88 to 459 and encodes 123 amino acids.